Molecule: messenger RNA, 1707 nt
Organism: Phoenix dactylifera (date palm)
Lineage: Eukaryota; Viridiplantae; Streptophyta; Magnoliopsida; Arecales; Arecaceae
Cellular component (GO): nucleus
Molecular function (GO): sequence-specific DNA binding; DNA-binding transcription factor activity
Source: RefSeq, a predicted model, not a curated record
GUGCGGUACCUUUUUCUUUUAGGGUUUGUGCAAGUCAAGCAUCUUUCCUUUCUUCAAGUUCCCUGGCUGUUUCAAGAGUUCGAUGCUGGUACGAAGUCCGAGUAAUUAAGCUGUGAAGCUUGACAAGAGGAAGAUCCAUGCAACUGAAUUUGGAGGUGCUAGCUGUUGUUCUUGCCCAUUUUGCGGCGAUCUCUGACAGAGGAUCAUCUUGAGCUCAUGCUUAAUUCAAACAGCAAAGUACCAGUUCUUGAUUUCUAGAAGACUAAGCAAUCUCUUCAUUCGCGAGAGUGAUGAUGAAAGUCUUAAGAUGAUAAGGGAUCCACAAGAAAAACAGCUUCCAGCUAAACAAGGUGGUGCUACUAAUGAUAAAGCUCGAACCAGUAUGGGACUGUGGUCAGGAUUAACGGAUCCGAGGAUUGUACGAGUUUCUCGUGCAUUUGGGGGAAAAGAUCGCCAUAGUAAAGUUAGCACCAUCAGAGGAUUACGGGACAGACGAGUAAGGCUUUCAGUCCCAACAGCAAUUCAAUUGUAUGACCUUCAAGAUAGGUUGGGUCUUAACCAACCUAGCAAAGCCGUUGAUUGGUUGCUUGAUGCUGCUCGGCAUGAAAUCGAUAAGCUUCCCCCGCUCCAAAUGCCACCAGGAAAUUUCAUUCAGUUCCAGCAAGCAUUGCAGAUGUCUCAUGAAGCAACUCCACGCCAGGCUCCCUCUUGUCCUUCAGGGGUAGAUAAUCUUGAGUACCCAGCUGCAAAUGGAGCUCGGCCUCUAUCUUUAUUCUCUAGCAAGGCAAAUCAGGAUGUUUUUGGAAAUGAAGUUGUCGCUGAAGACCUUGCAACACUAUCUAAAUCUAAUCUUUGUCACUCAGAUGUUCUCCAAAAGAGCAAACAAAAAGAAGCAACGAGGGAGUCAGGCAUUGAUCAGAAAGGGAACGCCAUUGAAGGGAAUGAAAUGGAACAUGAUCCCGGCAUUCAUUGUGCACAAGUUUCAGCUAAUGACCUUCUCUCUAGAACUCAUCAUUCUCCACUGGACUUGCUAACUAAUGCCAUGCAGUACACUUGCUACCAUCAGUGGGAGUCUGCAGAUGCUUAUAAUGUAUCUCAUUUAGGAAUUCAUUCAUCUCCGGUGGAAGGCCAACCUACAUCGCAUCCAUCAUCGUUGCCUUCGGUGCCCGCACCUCAGCUUGUAUUUGGUCCACCUGGAGCAAUGCCAUCUGUGUUUGACUUUGAUCAAAAACAGUUUGGUCAUUUUCAAGCGAUCAGCUCAGCUUCGGAGAAUACUCCAUUGAAUCCAUCAAGGACUUCUCUUCACUCAGGUAACCCAGCUGUGAGACCUUUCCAGUCAAACUUAGCCUCCAAGUUUCGCCACGCUGAGAACCAAAAUAAGAGAUAGCUUACUUACGGUUAGAAAGUGAGCAGGCAGAAAGCUGCUAAUGGAUCAAAUUCCGCCUUUCCCGUUUGAAGUAUGCAUCCUUUCAAUUGCGAAAAUUUUCGAGUCUUCCGGUGGUUCCAUAUAUUAAUUCCAUUUCGUUGCUUCUUAUGGUAUAACGGAGUCCUGGAUUUGCUUAUAUAGAAAUUAUGUUCUUUAUUGCAGUAGCAUCAUUUCUUUUACUCGAAGGUGUUAGGUAUAUAUGGACAUACUUCAUUGAAAGCCAUGCUGCUGCUGAUCUUAUGUUUAUUGCCCAUCCGGAAUGCAUAAUUAAUUUUAAUUAA